AUGUGGAAUUUGGUAGAUAAUAAUAAGACACAAAUACCAAGCGGAAGUUUGGCAGAAGGACAGGAUCUACCAGGUAGUGACUUAGAUAUAAUGUAUCUCAUCAAUGGCGUAAACGUAAUUCAAAAUAGAUGGAAUAGCAAACAUCCACAACAACAUGUACAACAUACUACACUGGUUAUGGAGUUAGAUAACGAGCAUCCAGGAUUUACUAAUCUUCGAUUGAUCGUAGAGAUUGACACAGAAGCCGAAACUAAAUUCUUGAUAUCUGAAUGCUGUGAAAGUAACAGAAAUGGUAAAUAUUUAUCAGCGAAGUUAUUUCUGGAUAAAUUCGAGCAUUGUUUUGCGGGUUUUUCAAUAUCUCCACACAGCCCCUGUAUAACAGAUAGUGGUAAUAAUUACGAUUUAGCAAUGUGUCUACGAAGUGAAUACUUCCCGUAUAGCGCAAUUUCGUGGCCAAAACGUCAUAGACACCAAUGGCCUCCCAAUGUUAUAUUAUUCACCGAUGUAAUAUUGGAUGAGAGCCCAUCGGAUAGUGAAUUGGAAAACCAAUGUGUUCAACAAACCAAUAACCAUGAGUCGUGUGAUUCUAAGGAUCAGAAAGACGCUUCGCAGUUAGAUUAUUGGGGUUAUCCAAAUUGUUUUGCUGGUAGACACACCAUUGUUCAUCUUUUUGAAUGGAAAUGGUCAGAUAUUGCAGCUGAAUGCGAGACAUUUCUUGGACCACAUGGGUAUUGUGGGGUACAGGUAUCUCCUCCAAAUGAAAACCGUGUUGUGAUAUCACCACAUAAACGACCCUGGUGGGAGCGAUAUCAACCUGUCAGUUACGAAAUAAUCACCAGAAGUGGUAGUGAUGCUGACUUUACUGAUAUGGUGAAAAGAUGUAAUAAAGCUAAUGUCACAAUAUAUGUUGACGCUGUAAUAAACCAUAUGACUAAAGAAGAAAAACAAGGCAAAGGAACUGCCGGGUCUUCAUUUGAAUUUUCUGAUAAAGAAAUUAGUUAUCCAGUUCCUUUUUCAUCAGAACAUUUUAACGGAGAGGAUAAAUGUAAUACUACUGAUUUAUGUAUCCAUGAUUAUAAAAAUAAAUACGAAGUGCGAAACUGUCGUCUACAGGGCUUGGCUGACUUAAAUCAAGAGAAAGGCGAUGUUCAAAAAACGAUAGCAAAAUAUAUGAAUGAACUUAUCUCAAAAGGUGUUGCUGGCUUCCGGGUGGACGCUGCCAAACAUAUGUGGCCCAAAGAUUUAAAGGCUAUUUAUAAAAGACUUGAUAACUUAAAAAUAGGAAAUUUUCCUGACUCCACGAAACCAUUUAUUUUUCAAGAGGUAAUUGACAUUGGCUCAAAAGACGAAGCUAUACACGCUUCGGAAUACACAGGCAUUGGAUGUGUUACAAAUUUCAUUUUUGGAAUUAAACUUGCAGGAAUCUUCAGAGAGAAACAUAAGGCACAUGAUGCAAAAUGGUUAAGAAACUGGGGCGAGGCCUGGAGCAUGCCAAAAAGUACAGAUGUAGUCGUAUUCGUCGAUAAUCAUGACAACCAAAGAGGACAUGGCGCAGGAGGAGGUGUCUUAACUCACAAAGAUCCUAGAUUGUAUAAAAUGGCAACCGUCUUCAUGUUAGCCCACCAUUAUGGAUUCGCAAGAGUGAUGAGCAGUUUCAGUUUUGACAGCCCCGACCAAGGACCUCCACAUAACGAAGAUAUGUCUAUUAAGGAUGUUAUAUCUGGAUCAGACACAGUUUGUGGAAAUGGUUGGGUUUGUGAGCACAGAUGGCGUCAGAUACACAACAUGGUGGGUUUUAGAAAUGUUGUCCAUGGAACCGAUAUGGAAAAUUGGUGGGACAAUGGUAAUAACCAGAUAGCGUUUUCUAGAGGAAGUAAAGGAUUUAUUGCGAUAAAUGCAGAUAAUGUUAACCUUGAAGCAAAUUUAUAUACUGCACUCCCCGAAGACAUUUACUGUGACGUCAUAUCUGGCAAUUACGAAGAUUGCAUGUGCACUGGAAGAGGGAUACACGUCCGUGGUGAUGGAACCGCGUAUUUCCAUAUCAGCAGCAGUUCAGAAGAUCCCAUUGUGGCAAUACAUAUAGGUGCCAAAAUAGGAAGUAGGAAGAAAGUUACAACAUAAGGCAGAAAUGUAUAUUUGCGGACUAAUAUAGCAUGUAUUGUCCUGUAAAACCCCGAAAUAGAAAUGUAUUGUGUUUGCGAAGCCUGGAUGACAGAUUUGGUCCGCGGAUUCAUACAAAUUGCAUAAUUAGGCAAUUUUUGUAUGAUAUUUUAACGUAGUAUAGUGUUUUUUUUUAUAUGUCUUUGUUAUUAUUUUCUUUAAAAUUUACUGUUUGAUCCCUUUUAUUUGGUGAUAUUCAUUUGACGUGGCUUUGUACAUCCCGGCAUUGUGUUGUUUAUGCUAUCUUUCAUGUUUACUAAUGUGCUUUGUUCGUGUGACUUUUUUUUUCAUUGAUAUAUAAUUAUGCCGUGGCUAUGUGCUUAAACAUCCCGCCAUUGUGUUAUUGUUCUAUUAUUAUUUGAGUAAUCUUGUCCCUUAUAUUUUCUUAAGCUUUGUUUAUAUGCCCUUUUUUCGUGUCUGUGAUACACAAUGCCGUGCCUCUUUCAUAGAAGAAAUACACAAUACGCAUAUAGACAAGCGGCAAGCAAGACAUAGCAAUCUUCUAAUUAACAUUAUGCAGAAAACAAACAUAAAAGAACUAUAGACAAUAUUUUUUUCACACUGUGAACGACAAAAUUGUUUUAUAUCUCUACCGGUGUGACGUUUACAUUCUAACUUCAAACGCACAAUUCUACGUAAAAGUUAAUGGUAAUCUAACCAUUCUGUCCCAGGACUUUAAAUCUUUCAAUCCUGUAUUGGUGAAUUUAGAAUACAUAAAUCAAUUUAAAAAAUGGAAAGCAAUAAAUGAUGUUGUUUAAUUU
Mytilus trossulus (common blue mussel) is the source of this 2921-nucleotide messenger RNA. Its product is annotated as alpha-amylase-like. The transcript has 9 exons. The record is from RefSeq and is a predicted model, not a curated record. Gene Ontology annotation, molecular function: cation binding; alpha-amylase activity. Gene Ontology annotation, biological process: carbohydrate metabolic process. Lineage: Eukaryota; Metazoa; Mollusca; Bivalvia; Mytilida; Mytilidae. The coding region runs from base 1 to 2121 and encodes 706 amino acids.